GUCAUGCCAUUCUUAACUUGGGCUGAAAAUGAGGAACUCUACGGUUAUUAUUAAUAGACAUUUAGACACACAACAGCAUAAACGCAUGUCUCCUGGAUUUAAAGUCAAAAAAAGGAAACUGGGUCCGUGGAAAGAUUCUUUUGAAAGACCCAUCAGAUUAUCCUUAAAAACCUAAGUUCAAGCAUGCAGAGUCCCUUCUGGCCCACCUCCAGCAGGACAGCUAAUCUGGUUUUACUAAUCUUAGUAUGCAUCAAAGAGUGCAUUUCAAUGCCAGACCCUCAUCAGAGAGACCUGAUGCUGAAACAAGAACUCGCCCAGCAAGUAGGGGGCAGCGUGGAGCUCACACAGGCAGAAGAGCAGCUGGACUCACUCCUACACCAGUUAAAGAUAAAAGAGAUGGCUAUUUCACCUUUCCCACCUGCCAAACACUUCUUCAAAGUGCGACACCUCAUUCAAAAAAGCCCUGUCUUCAAGCUCCUACAGAAAAUGCCGAAAGGUAAAAACAGGUUUGUGGUCAAAUGUUUUCUGUAUUUCAUUUUACAAAAUUAUUCUGUGCUUCCAGGUGCCGCCCUCCACAUCCAUAGCUCCGCACUGGUGAGUGCCAAUUGGCUGGUGCUAAAUGCCACAUACAGGCCUUACUGUUAUAUCUGCUUCACAUGGGAGGGGUCAGUGUGGUUCCAGUUCUCCGCCCAUAAACCCCUUCCACGUUUGGGGUGUUCCCUCUGGAGUCGACUGGACACAUUGAGGGCCAGUCUGAGUGAUGUCACUGCUUUUGACAAGAGUUUAAUGCAGAAUCUUACACUUUUCACGGAUGAUCCGGAAACAGCUUAUCCGACACAGGAUGCAGUAUGGGAAAGGUUUGAGAAGAUCUUUGUAGCUCUCUCUGGGUUGGUCACAUAUGCACCAGUCUUUAAGGACUACAUCUACCAGGGUCUGAAGGAGCUCUAUGAAGACAACAUCAUGUACCUGGAGCUGAGGGUUGGACAGUCCAGGGCCUAUGAACUUGAUGGGACUACUCAUGAUAAAGCCUGGUCUCUGGAGGUCUACAGAAACCUCACAGAGCAGUUCAGAGCGGCUCAUCCCGACUUCAUAGGAUCUCGUAUAAUCUACUCCAUACACAGAUCUCUCAGUGUGUCUAAAGUGAAGCAGGCAGUUCAAGAAGCCAUAAAAAUGCAGAGACAAUAUCCAGAUGUCCUUGCUGGAUUUGACCUGGUAGGUCGUGAAGACACCGGAAGAUCAAUCUGGUACUUUAGAGAGGCUUUAUCACUUCCUUCAGAGCUUAAGAAAGAUCUUCCUUUCUACUUCCAUGCUGGAGAGACAGAUUUAGAUGGUACAGAGGUGGACAGGAAUAUUAUAGAUGCCUUGCUGUUUAAUACGAGUCGCAUUGGGCAUGGCUUUGCACUGGUACACCAUCCAGUGGCCAAGAAGCUCUCCAGAAACAGGGGGGUGGCAGUCGAAUUGUGUCCCAUUUCCAAUCAGGUCCUAAAUCUGGUCUCAGACCUUCGAAACCAUCCUGCUGGAGUGCUCAUGUCAGAUGGUCAUCCUGUAGUGGUGAGCUCUGAUGAUCCAACACUGUUUGGCACCACUGGCCUUGCCUACGACUUCUACGAGGUCUUUGUGGGAAUUGGAGGAUUGAGUGCUAAUCUGGGUACUUUAAAAGAGCUUGCAAUAAAUUCAAUCAGGUACAGUUCAUUGUUGCCUCAACUAAAGGACAAGGCUAUGAAAGUAUGGCAGGAAAAGUGGGACAAAUUCAUAGCAGAUAACUCAAAAUUGUGACAAAAAGCAGAGACCUCCAUCCCUCCAUCCAGAGUUCCAAUCUCACCAAAGAACAGACGAUCAACCACAAGUAUGCCCAUUACAGACGGACUCCUGAAGACCAGACCGAGCAGAGGUUUAUGAUCACACUCUUAAAACAGUGCACAGGAAUACAAAAACAAAUGCACACACUUACUUUUCUGGCUGUGAAAAGUCAUUUUGAUCAUACCACCUCUGUGGGAACAACUCGUACAUGCACCAGAGCGCCCAGUCAAAGCCAUGUGCAGCGGCAGGAUAUUUCGUUACUGAGAGGUCAUGAAAAUUCACUUUGUCAAACACAGGGCUCAGGACCACCGUGCGGUUCGCCUGGAUACGAGCAAGUAAAGGCUCUGCCCUAUAAGGGAACAGUGGUGUAUGAUCACAAUAAUAAACUGUAGAAAACAAGCCCAUUUUAAACAUCAUGUUUUCUAUAUUUUUAUUAUCUUACAGGUAUUUGUUUGCAAUAAUACAAAAGUACUAUUUAGGAUUGGAUUAAAUAAUGUCAACUGAGCAGUUCCACACCAUUGGACAUGGACUUCCACGUGAGCAUCCAAAAUGGCAACUACAUCUGCGGUGGCAGCCUUCCACCCUGAGAUUCGAGCCUGGCUGAGACCUCUCUGCUCUGAAUGAGACACCAGCUUCACCAAGUUUGAAUGCUUCUGAUUAAUGGAUGUGACAUAGAUGUACAGCUGUGUCUUCAAAUCUUCUGUAAAAGGAGACACAAUCUACACUCUUAAGAACAAAGGUGCUUGAAAGGAACUUUACAUUUAGCGAUGUCAUAGAACCAUUUUUGGUUCCCAAAGAUUCAUUCAGUCAAUGGUUCUUCUAUGGCAAUGUGAAGCACCUUUAUUUUUAAGAGUGUCCUAAAAACAUGCACCUGAAUUUUUUUGGUUAUUUUUGCUUCCACUGAAAUCUUUCAGCAAAUAUUAAUACAGGCUACAAAUUAAGCCUUCACAAACAGAACUAGGAAGCAGGAUAUGCAAAUAUAUUCAAUUCAAUUCAAUUUUAUUUAUAUAGCGCUUUUCACAAAAGUCAAUUGUUUCAAAGCAGCUUUACAUAAAUAGAAGCAGUGAAAAGCACAGAAAACGACAGAUAGCACAACAGAAUACAUGAUAGCAUGAGCAGUUAAAUUUGCUGCGGCUAUGACUCAAUAUUAUAAUUGCACGUAUUACUAAAGCAACGUAUAGAAGAGGAAGCUAGGUAAAGCCCAAAAAGGCUGCCUCCCCGGGGUGAAAAACCCCCUAGGAGAAAAAAAAAAAACCCCGGGCUUUUAUCCGAGGAAAAAUAAGUCCUAGGAGGGAAAAACCCUUGGGAGAACGGAAAUGGAGAUUUAGCGGAGAUUAAGCGGUUCUGCCGGUGAUCGUUGGUCAGGUAUCAGCUGGGCAUAACGUUGAAGGACAGCCAGUAGAUC
Paramisgurnus dabryanus is the source of this 3205-nucleotide messenger RNA. RefSeq names its product adenosine deaminase 2b (gene ada2b). Gene Ontology annotation, molecular function: adenosine deaminase activity. The record is from RefSeq and is a predicted model, not a curated record. NCBI's taxonomy places the organism in Eukaryota, Metazoa, Chordata, Actinopteri, Cypriniformes, Cobitidae. Gene Ontology annotation, biological process: inosine biosynthetic process; adenosine catabolic process.